Panicum virgatum (switchgrass) is the source of this 1319-nucleotide messenger RNA. RefSeq names its product transcription factor BHLH156-like. Bases 43 to 1149 code for a protein of 368 amino acids. Gene Ontology annotation, cellular component: nucleus. The transcript is spliced from 2 exons. The record is from RefSeq and is a predicted model, not a curated record. Lineage: Eukaryota; Viridiplantae; Streptophyta; Magnoliopsida; Poales; Poaceae. Gene Ontology annotation, molecular function: sequence-specific DNA binding; DNA-binding transcription factor activity; protein dimerization activity. Gene Ontology annotation, biological process: regulation of DNA-templated transcription.
CGCCACCGAGAUCGAUCAAUCGCACCGCAUCCGGCGGGCACCAUGGACAUGGAGCAGCAGCUGCUGCACUUCACGCCGCAGGAGCACUUGAUGGCCAGCCCGGGCUUCCUCGCCGUGGGCGGCGGCGGAUAUGCGGCGCAUUUCUCGGCCGGUGGGUUCGUCGAGCCUCUCGGCGCCGCAGGUAGUGGCAUCCACGACGGCGGGUCGUGGGCGGUGGAGGACCUCUUGCAGCUCGGCGACGAGCUGUUCGGCGGCGAUGUCACUUCCGUCGUCGGCACGGGAGACUAUCAUCAGCCCUGGCAGCUAGACGGCAACGGCGGGUCCCCGUACGGCGGUACGCCGCCGAGAGUGUCGACGGAUGGGGACGGGAGUCACGGGAGCCCUCCUACCGGGGAGCAACGUGUCGCCGGGGAGCUUGCCACCGAGCAGCACCGCGAGGACCCCGACGACGCGUCGCCGGCGACGCGGAAGCGGAGGGACCGGUCCAAGACCAUCGUGUCGGAGCGGAAGCGGAGGGUCCGGAUGAAGGAGAGGCUCUACGAGCUGCGGUCGCUCGUCCCCAACAUCACCAAGAUGGACAAGGCCUCCAUCAUCGCCGACGCAGUGGUGUACGUCAGGAACCUGCAGGCGCACGCCCGGAAGCUCAGGGAGGAGGUCGCGGCCCUGGAGGCGCGGCCGAGGUCGCCCGCUGGCCGGCGCGAGCAGGAGCAGCAGCACGGCGGCCGCGCGGCGACGGCGGCGGCGGCCUGCCGGCGCCUGCAGGACCGCCGCGGCCACGGCGCGCGGCUGGCGCACGUGGGCGUGGUGCAGGCCGGCGAGGGCCGGUUCUUCGUGACCGUCGAGUGCGAGCGGCGGGACGGCGUGGCGGCGCCGCUGUGCGCCGCCGUGGAGUCGCUGGCGUGCUUCCGCGUGGAGAGCUCCAGCCUCGUCCGGUCGGGGCCGGACCGCGUCGUGUCAACGCUCACGCUCAAGGUGAGCGAGCAAGCAGGGGCUGCCACCAUCGGCGAGGGCUCGGUGAGGCACUGGGUGAUGUCGGCUCUGCUCGAGGAGGGGUUCCUGCCCGAAGCGACGGUCGAGAUCUCCUCGCGGUCCACGUGUCGACCGAUCAACUGGUAUUCAGACACCGUUUGGAACCAUGGAGCGUCGUGAAUCAUCUGAGACUAGCUUAGGCCUUGAUGACCGCUCUCUCCAUGUCAAAUUAUCUUGCUAGUUCCCCUCUCUCUCAGUUCUUUUGUGUGAUCUGGACCGCCCAUCUGGCCGCUGUCACUGGCACCUGUGUGCUUAUCCUGUUGAAAACUUGAAAUCAAUGGUACCGUAGU